Messenger RNA from Rhododendron vialii, 3589 nucleotides. Its product is annotated as protein ALTERED PHOSPHATE STARVATION RESPONSE 1. The record is from RefSeq and is a predicted model, not a curated record. Bases 1327 to 3300 code for a protein of 657 amino acids. The transcript is spliced from 6 exons. NCBI's taxonomy places the organism in Eukaryota, Viridiplantae, Streptophyta, Magnoliopsida, Ericales, Ericaceae.
AAGAUUUGCUGGGUUUGCUUUGAACUCUCAAACCGCGGCUCGCAGUGCAGAGCUUUGGAUGCUUUUCAUGCUCCCAUGGGUUUCGAGCUCACUCCAUACUCUCUCUCUCUCUCUCUCUCUCCACAUCUUCUCUCUCUACACUUUUUUGGUACUCCCAUUUGCUACUGUUGAGGGUGUUGUCUCUUUCAAUAGCAUGCACACUUGAGUAGUUCUCUUUCGAAAGCUUUCAAAGAAAAUUCCCCUUUCCGUGCUCUGCGUUUUUCCAGAAUUUUCAAAACCCUAAUAUAGUUUCUUCCUUGGUGGAGUGUUUUUUUUUCCCUCCUGCAGUCCUGCGUCAUACCAGAUGUAAACAGAAAGCAACAAGAGCAUUUACUGUCCAUGCAUCUGUCUCUCCGUCCUUUUGGCAGUUUCUGUGUCAGUACCAUUGCUUGCUUUUUCUUGUGUUUUUCUGAAUAUUUUUUAAGAUAAAACUGAAAAAUGGAUAAAGGAAACAGAACAUAUUGACGGGAAUCUUGUGACUGGUUGAACGGGAACAGUUGAGCUCUGAGCAGACACAUUUUGAUUUGUCUUAUUCUUUUUAACGUUUUUUUUUAUUUAAAAACCCUUGUUUUUUCUGUUUCGAAACCCUCCUCUUGUCUGAAACCCUUGCUCUUUUGUAACCCUUGUUUGGUUGUGAAAUUUGGAGAUUCUGCAUUUGGGUAUGCUUUGAGAUGUUUGUUUGGGUCAUCGGAAAUGGCUAUGAAUGUAGCAACAAAAACAAGAGAUUUGGAGUGUGGAGUGACCUGGAUUUCGUUCAUUUGGCGAGAAGAUCUUAUUUUGGCUCAAUAAAUUGGGCAAAAUCAGAGAAAUCCAUUUUUGAAUCUUGUGAGAGCUUUGUUUAGUUUAUCAGUUUUCCGAUACUUGAAAACUGGCUACUGUCGGUUAUUUUGUUCUGCUUUGUGGGUUCUGAUUCCAUAGAUUUGCAUGCCUUGUAGCAGCAGAAUAAUGGGGAACAUUAAAAGGGUUCUUAUGAAGAUUCUAUGCUGAACAAAUUGUGAGAGGAUGGGGAAAGAACGCUAAACUUUGCAAAUAUUCUGUGAUAUCUUGUUGGAUAUGUUUUUGGGCUGCAGAUAAAGCAUCCGAUUCUGUGGUGAAUAGUUUUUGGUCUUGUCCUCAUUUAGUUCUUAGAAUCAACUGAAAUAUGUACUCAAGUUGCUGUAGAAUUCAUGGUGUUGAGGUUUUGAGCUCGACAAGACGGUAGAAAGCCCGUAGAAUUGAAUGCGGUUCAGAAUUUGUAAAGAUUAAACUGUACCCCGCUGUUCUGUUGAUCUUCCAAGGUGUAUAGGUAUGGGUUGUGUUGCAUCAAGAAUUGACAAAGAAGAGAGGGUUAGGAUUUGCAAGGAGAGGAAGAUGUUAAUGAAACAAAUAGUGGGGUUUAGAAGGGAGUUUACUGAAUCCCAGUUGUGUUAUUUGAGAUCUCUGAAAAACACUGGAGUAACCCUUAGGCAGUUCACUGAAUCUGAGUCACUGGAACUUGAAAAUACCCGUUUUGGCCUAGCUUUGCCACCAUCGCCGCCUCCCCCUUUGCCUCCCCCUCCUCCUCCACCACCAAAUUUUAGCCCGGAUAUGAGGAAGGACAAGGGAAAACAAAGGGUGGAAGUUGCCCAAGAAGAAAUCAUAGAGAUCGAUGAGGACAAUAGUUGCACGCCGCCGCCUCCGCUUGCUAGCUCCACAUGGGAUUUCUGGGACCCUUUUGCCCCUUCUUCACCACAUUGUGAAAAGAAGAGUGAAAUUGAAGAGCCAAUUGAGGAGGAAAAUUGGGCAGAGACUAAAUCUCAAUUUGAGGAAGAAGAACAGGAGGGUGUUGGAAAUAAUUCUGUAAACAUGCUUCCUGAGAAGCCACUGAAUGUGGAGUUGCUUGAUGAUAACUCAUCAAUGGUGAGCUGGCACACUAAAGACACUGCAAGUGCAGAUAUGGCCAUGGUGGUCUGGAGGAGGAAGAAGACCUUGGCUGGUAUUGUCAAGGAGUUAGAUGAUUAUUUCCUGAAAGCAUCAGAUGGUGGCAAGGAUAUAGUGAUUCUAAUGGACAUCAAUUCAAGUGACACUUUACUUCGGCAGAAUCCAAAAGAAAUGAGGGGGAGGUACAGUUCUGGAAAGGUCUUUAAUGCAUUUUCGUGGAGUUGGUCAUCUAAAUCACUUCAAUGUACAAGAAAUGCUCCAGAGUUUUGUGGUCCAAGUGAACCAUGCCGCCCAGGUGCUCAUUCUGUCACACUCGAAAAACUAUAUGCUGAAGAUCAAAGAAUUUACAAGGACAUCAAGGAUGAAGGGGUCACUAAAUUGGAGCAUGAGAAGAAAUCCUUGCUCCUGCAAAAGCAAGAGGAUGAAGACCGAGACUGGACAAAGACAGAGAAAACUCGAUCAAGUGUUGAGAGUUUGCAAUCUGACAUAGUAUGUCUGAAAGAAUCAAUUAGUAGGUCGUGCUCAUCCAUAUCGAAGCUUAUAGAUGAAGAGCUGCAUCCCCAGCUUAUUGCAGUAACUUCUGGGCUAAUGAGUAUGUGGAGAACAAUCUACGAGUGCCACCAAGUUCAGAAUCAUAUAUCCCAGCAGUUGAGUCAUCUCAUGAAUCAGCAGUGCAUGGACCCCUCUACUAAUUAUCAUCGUCAUGCUGCAUCUCAGCUAAUAGCUGAGGUCACGUCUUGGUACAAUAGCUUCCACAGACUUGUAAAAUCUCAAGGAGAGUACGUAAGAACCCUCUGCAAGUGGAUAAAACUCACCUACUGCUUUGUGGAGGACUCUCAGCGGAGUGUUAGCUCUUCUGCAGUGCAUACUCUUUGUGAAGAAUGGCAGUUGGCCCUUGACAGGCUCCCGGAUAAGGUUGCAUCAGAGGCAAUUAAGAGCUUUCUCUCAGCAAUCCAGUCCAUAGUCUUGCAGCAGGAGGAAGAACUCACCCUGCGGAAAAAAACCGACAAGCUCGAGAAAAAGUUACAAAGGGAGUUAAACUCACUGUCUGAAAUGGAGAUGAAAGUCGAGGGGAACUUCAAUCUUGAAGAUGGAAAUUCCCUUUUGACACCUAAGCAUCCUUUAACACUCAAGCGCGCUAAAGUCGAGGCAUUGAAAAAGCGAGUGAAUGAAGAAAAGGCCAAGUAUCUGAACUCGAUCCGGGUGACUAAAGCCAUGACUCUGAACAACCUACGAACGAGUCUACCCCAUGUGUUCCAGGCAUUGAUGGGUUUUUCAAGCGCAUACACACAGAGUUUGGAGGCCAUUCUUAGCUGCCCUGAGCCAGUAGAUUGUGAUGCAGAAUUCAGCCCAAUAAGGUGAUGAGAAGAAGUUGAAUGCUUUGUCAAAUAUUGUUUAGGAGGAAUUCUCCGUAUAACUGUGUGCCAAGAUUUUCUGAGAAGCUGAGAUGAUGACUUGAGAAAACUGGGUGACUUGUGUUUCUCUCAAAACUCAGAAGCUUCGGGUGGAUGAUUGAGAAAUUUGAUUUGUAUACAUGGAUAUUGAGAUUUUAGUUAGGAGAGUUUUGAAGUGAAUAUAUGCUUGUAAACUUUCUGGAAUGUGAAUCUCCUCUAUAUUUCUUUAUCAACAAUCACCAUCCGUUCAUCACCCA